GGCUGCGGGAGGCGGAGCGGCCGCCGUCACGUGGCGCAGAGACGCUGCUGCGGCUGCCGGAGCAUCUGGGAGCGCGGAGCCGCGCGGGCGGCGGCGGCGAGAAGUUAAAGGCCAGUACUUAUUUGCUGUAAUGAGAGGGAGGACAAUCUGCUGCGGACUUGAAAAGGACCUUUCAAAAUGAAUGGAAGAUAAUGGAAAAAUAAAGUGAAGCAUUUGAAAGUUUUAGCUCCACAUUUUCCAUUUCAAGUUGCUUUUGGCACUAAGAGGGAGUCAUGUUUGGCAGAUUGUGACUUGAAAUUUUGGAGAAUACACAGCAAUUCUGGCAUGGAACUGUACAGUGUCUCACAGUUCUUUAGCUGAAUACUGCCCCGUCAAGAAAGCAAUCAAGCUAGAUCCAAGUGACGGCUGUAAAAAUGCAUGACCAAAAUCAAGAUUCAAUGCAACUGAAAAAAGAAAUCUCCUUGCUCAAUGGGAUCAGCCUCAUAGUAGGCAAUAUGAUUGGUUCAGGUAUUUUUGUCUCUCCGAAAGGAGUUCUCAUCUACAGUGCAUCCUAUGGGUUGUCACUGAUCAUUUGGGCAAUUGGAGGAAUUUUUUCAGUGUUUGGAGCUCUCUGCUAUGCUGAACUUGGAACCACUAUCACCAAGUCAGGAGCCAGCUAUGCAUAUAUCUUGGAGGCAUUUGGGAGCUUCAUUGCAUUUAUUCGCUUGUGGACCUCACUACUGAUCAUUGAGCCAACGAGUCAGGCAAUUAUUGCUAUCACCUUUGCUAACUACAUAGUGCAGCCUGUUUUCCCUUCUUGUGAGCCUCCUUAUUUUGCUUGUCGUCUCAUUGCAGCUGCUUGUGUGUGUCUUCUAACAUUUAUAAAUUGUGCCUAUGUUAAAUGGGGAACAAGGGUGCAGGAUGUAUUCACCUAUGCCAAAGUCAUUGCCCUUAUUGUCAUCAUCGUAACAGGAAUUGUUAAACUAUGCCAGGGACGUUCAGAACACUUUCAAAAAGCAUUUGAAGGAUCUUCUUGGGACCUCGGAGACAUUUCUCUUGCAUUGUACUCUGCCCUGUUCUCUUAUUCGGGUUGGGAUACACUUAAUUUUGUAACAGAAGAAAUCAAAAACUCAGAAAGGAACUUGCCACUAGCUAUUGCCGUUUCUAUGCCAAUUGUGACAGUUAUCUAUAUUAUGACCAACAUAGCUUACUAUACGGUGCUGGAUAUUAAUGCUGUUCUUUCUAGUGAUGCUGUGGCAGUGACAUUUGCUGACCAGGUUUUCGGCAUUUUCAGUUGGACAAUUCCCAUUGCUGUAGCCUUUUCAUGUUUUGGUGGACUUAAUGCCUCAAUUUUAGCAUCAUCUAGGCUGUUUUUUGUAGGCUCCCGGGAAGGCCAUCUCCCUGAUCUGUUGUCUAUGAUACACUUAGGAAGAUUCACACCAAUACCUGCACUGCUGUUCAAUUGUACUAUGACCAUCAUUUACCUCACUGUAGAAGAUGUCUUCCUUCUUAUUAACUACUUCAGUUUCAGUUACUGGUUUUUUGUUGGACUAUCAAUUGCUGGGCAAUUGUAUUUACGCUGGAAGGAACCAGAGCGUCCAAGGCCUCUUAAGCUGAGCCUAUUUUUCCCAAUAGUCUUCUGUAUAUGCUCAGUAUUUUUAGUGGUAGUGCCUCUGUAUAGUGACACCAUUAAUUCAUUGAUUGGAAUUGGUAUUGCUUUGUCUGGAAUUCCAGUCUACUUCAUAGGAGUCUAUUUGCCCAUAUCCAGAAGACCUCCCUUUAUCAACAAGAUUUUAGGUGCUAUUACUCGAGCUACCCAGCUGCUUUGUUACUGUGUUUUGACAGAGAUGGGCAAGAGUGAAGAAAAGAAAUGGGAGACCAAGUCUUACUAAAGAUACAAAGCAAUUCCAAAACAAUGUAAAAAGCAAAUAAUAUGCAACUAAGGGAACAGAAAAAGCUCAACAGGAAAAAUGGGACAACUGAAGGAUCAGAGCCAGAAGCAGAUAUCAGCGAUACCUGAAGAGGGAUUUCUAUGCAGACCAUGCUUUGCUAUAGUCUUCCCCUUAACUACAACAUUCAGGACAGAUUUUUAUCCACUUAUUUCCCACAGGAACAAUGUUUGACAGCUAUUUAUUGUAGUUUGAUGAAAUCUCAGAGAAGUGGGAUUGAGGUGGUAAGAAGAGCAGCAAUAAAUCUUUGGAUGGUGGAGCUGAGUGAUCAAAUUAAACAGACUUUGGAGGACAGUAGAAUAAUAACUCUCAGUUGAAUUCAAAGCCACUUCAUGUCCCAAGUGACCAAAAGCCAUUCCUAUCUGAAGGAUGCUCCAUGGCCUGUGUCAAAUGACUUCCUUAUCUUGACAGAAAAUCAGCCAUGGCAAAACUCAUUGACAGUUACAGCAGAGAAUACAGACAAACACAGAUUAAGCUGAACUUUUUCCUGGAAAAUCAUUUCACAGAUGUGGUAACUUGGGUGGAAAGAAGAUUUUAGUAUUCAAAGCUUAGUUCAUUCAGCAUCUUUUAUGAACUUUACAAACCUUUUUUCCUGAAAUGGUUAUAAGCAGGGCUUUUAAUGUUAAAGAGGCUCUGAUUAGGCAAACUGGUUUAAAUGGAAUCCCAACACAUAAACCCAAAUGUUGAAGUUUGAGUGGUUCAUAAAUGUAACACACAAACAGUGUUACCAAGCCCAGAAUAUAGCUUCUAAUACUGUUCAUGGGAAGAAAUGCAAUAUUGUAUAAGGUCUUCUAGCAGAAGUGAGUAUUGCCAUAGCUAUUAAGUCAACUUGAAAACUGAAGUGGUAGAAGUGACUGAUGGGGAACAAUAUAGCAACAAGACAGAAAGUGAAUCUUGAGCAUUUUGGAAUUUGAAAGCAGACUCAUUGGCUUUCAGCAUGAGCACUUUUAUCGCUCCUGGAUCUGCACUCAGGGUAGCUACAAUUUUAGCAUGCAUCAUCACUACAGUAAAGGGAGGGAAGAGGUACAAUUUGUUAAAAUUGUAGCCAUCUUAAAAUAAAGUACAGCAGUCAAAAGGGGCAAGCACUGUGGAUUGUGCUUCUGGUAUAGGUUCUCUUAUUUUCAAAACAUUGGUCUAAAUGUUUGUUUAAAACUGAAUCAAACUGUGAAUUGGAAGUCUGCAGUGUGCAUCCCUUCUAGGUCUCAGUAAUUUAUUUUUCUAAAUCUGCUUCUUUCAGUUUGAAGCAAGCCACAUCAAACCUGCAUCCCAUUGAACUGAAAGAUUUUCAUUGAGAGGCUAAGAAAUUGCUAAUACUAUAAACUGUUUUAAAACUUGUUAUAACUGUCAGGCUCCUGGGCAUUGAGUUUCUAGUCAAUCUUGUUUUACCUGUAAGGCAAAGUUGAAGUUGUGGUACAGAUUAAAUUUAGUGCUAGAUUUUGUUGUAAACUGGUAGCAUUCUGCAGCAUUUACCAACCACUGGAUUUAAUUACUGUUUUAAGUAAAUUUAAGUACACUUAAAUGUAGGUAUUUUGUUUAAGUAUCACAGAUUUUUUUUUUUUUAAAUCUCACAAAUCUUUUUUGUUGUCUCACCUAAUUAUUUAAUUAAAAGUGGUAUUUGACUACUUAAAUCUUGCUGUGAUAGACUGCACUCUAUUCUUUAAGUAGGAGCACUUCAGUAUUUUUGAAGCUUUAACUGUAUAAAGGAUUAUAAAUCUCAGCAGGCAAUAGAUUUGCCAAGAAGCUUGGGCAUAUUUUAUAAAUUCAAAGUUCAAAAUCUA
Messenger RNA from Alligator mississippiensis (American alligator), 3706 nucleotides. It is a transcript of the gene SLC7A6, whose product is annotated as solute carrier family 7 member 6. Gene Ontology annotation, biological process: amino acid transmembrane transport. Gene Ontology annotation, cellular component: membrane. Gene Ontology annotation, molecular function: L-amino acid transmembrane transporter activity. The record is from RefSeq and is a predicted model, not a curated record. The coding region runs from base 414 to 1871 and encodes 485 amino acids. The transcript has 11 exons. NCBI's taxonomy places the organism in Eukaryota, Metazoa, Chordata, Crocodylia, Alligatoridae.